Molecule: messenger RNA, 6093 nt
Organism: Eriocheir sinensis (Chinese mitten crab)
Lineage: Eukaryota; Metazoa; Arthropoda; Malacostraca; Decapoda; Varunidae
Gene: RnrL
Product: ribonucleoside-diphosphate reductase large subunit-like
Exons: 18
Coding region: 733-3162 (809 amino acids)
Biological process (GO): DNA replication; deoxyribonucleotide biosynthetic process
Cellular component (GO): ribonucleoside-diphosphate reductase complex
Molecular function (GO): ATP binding; ribonucleoside-diphosphate reductase activity, thioredoxin disulfide as acceptor
Source: RefSeq, a predicted model, not a curated record
UGUGGUCACCUCCUGGAUGUAUACAGUGAGCUAGGUCAUGAGAGGCAAGACGAGCAAGUCUGUCUGCCUUUUCAUUGUGUGUCUUAAGCUAAAGGUGUCCUCUUUCCUGAGGCAUCUAUUCUAAAGCUUCCCCCAACAAUGUCGCUUUUCUUCCAACACCGUUAUAGGAAUAUUUUUGUUAGUUAUAGAAUUCUUUCCAUUUCCUUUUGUCUACAUUCAUUUCCAACACCAUUGUGGAUGAAUGUUGCUGCCUUCCACAGUGAUAUACAUAUUCUACUGUUUCUUUCUCUCUCGCUCUACCAACUGGUUUUCCCCGCUCUUGAUCAUUCCUUUGAUGCCAAUAGCUUGCUCCCCCUGUCUCCUACGUGGCAAGACACACCCUCUUUUGUUUCCUCAUGUAAGCUAUUACUUUAAUGCUGAUUUUUCAUUUAUUCCCUCCUACCAUUUAUCUUGCCCAUUGAUUUCCUUUUCCUUUUAUUGUCCUUAAUCUAGGUGUCACUCCACUCCUUUCAAGUUUCCUUUUCCGGCGCAGAGGCUUGAGGGCUACGAGGGUAAAACAGUUAUUCUUUGAGUGUCGGCGUCCCGAGCCAUGAUUGGUCCAUAAGAAUUUUUGGCGCGCGUUCCCGCCGUGUGGCGCCGCCUGGCCUUCCCGCGCAAACCUUGACAGAGAAGGACCACCGCCGCCGCCCGGAACACAUUUAGCCCCCACACACCGUAACUUUCCCCCUCAAGAUGGUCCAGGAAACGAAGAUGUGGUCCAAGAUGUACGUCCUUAAAAGAGACGGACGGAAGGAACCUGUGAUGUUCGACAAGAUCACAUCCCGCAUCCAAAAGCUGUGCUAUGGCCUCAACAUGGACUUCAUUGACCCACCUGCCAUUACCCUGAAGGUUAUCAGCGGCAUCUACUGUGGAGUUAAGACGGUGGAACUGGACAAUUUGGCAGCAGAGACAGCGGCCACCAUGACCACCAAACACCCUGACUAUGCUGUGCUGGCAGCCAGGAUUGCUGUCUCCAACCUACACAAGGAAACCAAAAAGUCAUUCAGUGAGGUGAUGGACAGCCUGCAUAAAAUAGUGUGCAACAAGACUGGCCUCAAGACACCAAUGCUCAGUGAUCAUCACCAUACCAUCAUCAUGGAGAAUGCUGAGAAGCUGAACUCCGCCAUCAUUUAUGACCGGGACUUCUCUUACAACUACUUUGGCUUCAAGACAUUGGAGCGUUCAUACCUGCUGAAGAUCAAUGGUAAGGUGGUGGAACGACCACAGCAUAUGCUGAUGAGGGUAGCGGUGGGCAUCCAUGGCCGGGACAUUGAUGCUGUUAUUGAAACUUAUGACCUGCUCUCUGGCAAGUGGUUCACACAUGCCUCACCCACACUGUUUAAUGCUGCUACCAUCCGCCCACAGCUCUCCAGUUGCUUCCUGCUCACCAUGAAAGACGACAGCAUUGAAGGCAUUUAUGACACCCUAAAGCAGUGUGCCCUCAUCUCCAAGUCAGCAGGUGGCAUUGGAGUCAAUGUGCACUGCAUCCGGGCCAGCGGCUCCUACAUCAGUGGCACCAAUGGCAUUUCCAAUGGACUGGUGCCAAUGCUGCGAGUCUAUAACAAUACAGCACGCUAUGUGGAUCAGGGUGGCAACAAGAGACCUGGAGCCUUCGCCAUUUACCUGGAGCCCUGGCAUGCUGAUGUCUUUGAUUUUCUGGAUCUUCGAAAGAACACAGGCAAGGAAGAGACAAGAGCACGAGACCUGUUCUAUGCCCUGUGGAUCCCUGACCUCUUUAUGCGCAGAGUUGAAGCCAAUGGAGAGUGGAGUUUGAUGUGUCCUCAUGAGUGUCCUGACCUCCAUGAAACUUGGGGUGAGAAAUUUGAAGAGCUGUACACCCGCUAUGAGAAGGAGGGCCGGGCCAAGCGCACAGUGAAGGCCCAGGCACUGUGGUACGCCAUCAUAGAGUCACAGGUGGAGACUGGCACUCCAUACAUGUUGUACAAGGAUUCCUGCAACCGUAAGAGUAAUCAACAAAAUCUUGGAACCAUCAAGUGCUCCAAUCUUUGCACAGAGAUUGUGGAGUAUUCCUCACCUGAUGAGAUUGCUGUGUGUAAUUUGGCCUCCGUUGCAUUAAACAUGUUUGUCAACCCAGACAAGACUUACAACUUCCAGAAGCUUAAGGAAGUAACAAAGGUGGUGACAAGGAACCUUAACAAGAUCAUCGACGUCAACUGCUACCCUGUGGAGGAGGCAAAGCGUUCCAACAUGAGGCACCGACCCAUUGGCAUUGGGGUGCAGGGCCUUGCUGACGCUUUCAUCCUCAUGAGGUAUCCAUUUGAAUCUGAGGAGGCCCAGCUCUUGAAUAAACAGAUCUUUGAGACAAUUUAUUAUGGAGCAAUGGAAGCAAGCUGUGAACUGGCCAAGGAGGAGGGGCCGUACGAGACCUAUGAAGGCUGUCCUGUGAGCAAAGGAAUCUUCCAAUAUGACAUGUGGAACGUGACACCAACAGACCUUCAUGACUGGGCUGCAUUGAAAGCUAAGGUAGCUCAGUAUGGUGUGCGCAACUCCCUCCUGCUGGCACCCAUGCCCACUGCCUCGACAGCCCAGAUCCUUGGAAACAAUGAGUCUAUUGAGGCAUACACCUCCAACAUUUACAGCAGGCGGGUCCUCUCGGGAGAGUUCCAGAUUGUCAACCACCACCUCUUACGGGAUCUGACGGAACUGGGCCUCUGGGAUGAUGAUAUGAGAAACACAUUAGUUGCUCACAAUGGCUCUAUCCAGAAUAUUGAAAUGAUCCCAGAUGACCUGAAAGCCUUGUACAAGACUGUAUGGGAGAUCUCCCAGAAGAUGAUCCUUCAAAUGGCAGCAGAUCGUGGAGCAUUCAUUGACCAAAGUCAGUCCCUCAAUAUCCAUAUUGCACAGCCAAACUAUGGGAAGCUGACAUCAAUGCACUUCUAUGCUUGGAAACUGGGACUCAAGACUGGUAUGUACUACCUCCGAACCAAGCCAGCAGCCAAUGCCAUCCAGUUCACUGUUGACAAGACCAAGGUUAGCAAGUCAGUCAAUGGCACUCCCAAGUCCAAAGAUUCAACCAAUGGUCUCAGCUCAAACGAGAAGAACAUAGCCGACAUGGUGUGCUCACUGGAGAACAAGGAUGCUUGCCUUAGCUGUGGUUCAUAAACUGUGAUUGCUUCUUGUAUGUCUGAUAGUGUGAAAGUAGAUUGAUGGAUCCUGUGAGGGAAAGUGUAUAUUAAUUUUACUUUUAUAAUAUUAGAAUGAAUGCUAAAGCUCCUUUGAAAUUAGAUGGAAUUAUUUGUGAAGUAUUAAAUUAUACAAUGUUUUGAAUGUUAAUUUGUAAAGCAAUUUUUAAAAUUUCUUUAAACUAGUUAAGUAAUUCCAUGGCAAACUAAAAUACUAUUUUUUGGAUUCUUUUCAGUGGAACUUUAUACAUGUAUGUUAACUGAAUAUUUAUGUACAGCAGCAUUUAGUUCUAAGCAUCCACAUAUAACUGGUAAUUUGCUAGAAAACUGAUUCAUAUAGUACUUCCAUACACCCUUGGCAUAGGAGAUAACCAAGAAUCAUUAACCCCUUCACUAAGGCCAGCCCAAAACAGCACGGGGCGCUGUAUCCGGGAUCGCUGCGCGCGCCAAAUUUCAAAUGUCACUAUUGAAUAUGACAAGUUUUCAGCCAUAUACUCAACAUAAUCAUCAUUUAUUAUAUAUGAAAACAUGCAGAAUUAAAUGGUGCACAUAAAGAAACAUAAAUUAGUUGAUAAUUUUAAGAUGUAAGCAUAAAUAUAGAGAUAAUAUAUUGGCUAACGCGAGCCAGGAUGUAGUAUGCGCGUCCUCGGAUAUGGUACGAGACACGCAAGCACACAGUAUACGCGUCAUGUUGAAGGGGUUAAAUAAAGUGCAGCCCCUCCCUUCAGAUACAGCCCAUAUUUGAUAUUAAGGUAAAGGUAAUAUAAAGUUCUUCCUUUGAAAUGUUACAUGGAAUCAGGAAGGUUUUACAGGUAUGUGGAUAGUAUCACCAGUGCCUACUGAAACAUGUGUAUAUCAAUUUUCUCUCUCCCUUUAUUAUUAUUAUGUUUUCUUAAUUAAUGAUUUUUACUUCCAAUACUGUAUUUGCAGGAAAUUGGAUUUAUGUGCAAUCUAUAUUUAAUUCUUUUUGUGAAUUACUCUACUAUGAUGUUGCCCUGUUUAUUCUUGAUUACCAUGCAGAGGUGCUGAUGCAACAAGCCAAUGCACUGCCCUCUCACUGUCCUGUGACAUGACAUGCAACAUUUUUCCAAGGAUGUUGCAAUAAAUCUUCUUUUCAUAGGUUUGUUUCUACCAGCAUUCAUUUCAGAGAUUCAUCCUUUCACUCAUAAGGGAAAGGGUGAAUCUUUGAUGUGAAUAUAUAGUGAUAGAAAACAAGCCAUACAGAGGAACAGUUCUUUAAAUAUGAGUCAAGGUACACUUACAAAAUAGUGGAAGUGACAAUAGUACAGCUUGACAUGCCUGUGCCUCUCAGUAAGCAAGUUUUUGUUAUGGUGACGCAGCACCAACGCUGGACCAAAUGAGGAACUGACCAUGUGUACAGUAUAUAUGACUGAAAAUGGUUCAUAUCAAAAUGUACUCCCCAUUUAAUAUUUAAUUUUAAUGAACUAGAUUUUACCAUUGGAUGAGACCUGCUGGAAAAUAAGGUGGUUAUUGAACAGAAGGCCUGUAAGCUUGGGGCAGAUUCUGAUUGAAGUGGCUUUGGCUGUGAAAAAAACUUUUGCUUUGGUGAUGAAUAUUAUGCCAAGGGUGUACCUCCUUAGUUAGAUGUGGGCUACAUUUGGAAAUGAGGUGUAUUCAAUACUUUCCAUAUGUGAUAGUAGUUAUUCCAAAGUUAGUUUUUAUUUUACUUAGUUGUGCAUUCACACAUGUGCCUUAUGACACCCUGCACAACACAACCGAGAGCUUACAUAUCACUGCCAUUGUCUCUGCAAGUGUGUUUCUUAUUUCUUAAACGUAUUUACAUAGGAUAAUAUACGAUGUGUCCAGUGACAGUCUUUUGCAAGAAUUUCACUUUAAAGUUUUUGUAAUUUGAAAUCUUGAUAGUGUUACUUUUGCAUUUUAUAAUGGUGCCUUAAACUUUGUGGGAUGUAAUUGAAAUUCCUCUUCUAAUUUGUUUUGCAUUUCAGUCUCUACAGUAGUGUUUUGAUAUAUCAACAAUUUUUAUGUUUUGCAUUGCUUAAUGAAAUAGUCUGAAUCUACUACUUCCUGAACUAUGGCAAAGGUCCAAGGGUAAACUUGGCAAAUGAAGUUCAUCUAUUCAUUUUUGUAGUAAAAGUUUCAUUACAACUGUGGGUCAUGCUAUUGAAUUAUUCAGUGGCCUAAGCUCUUAUGUUUUGUAUUACCAUACUACUACUAUUGUGCAAAGUGGCGGCAGCUUUAGAGCAAGGGACAGCUAGAGGCUGUGCCCAGAAAAAGGAGCAAUUUGAUCCAUGAUCUAUUGGGGGCUUAAGCCCCCCAAUGCUGCCCCAUGUGCAAUAUGAUAAUUACUGAGAAAACUAAUAUUUUCCCCACAUUUCUAUUGCUCCUUAGCUGGCUGUAGCUCCCAAAACAUUAUUUCUUGAAUGUAAUAUCAAGCUCUUCCUAGUUCAGUCUGCAGCUACAAUACUGAAAGAAAAAAAACUGCUUUGGAAAAGCAUGCUAAUGAGUCACACAAAGUGACAGUUGUUAGUACUUAACACCCCAUAAGAUCUCAAUAGGAGCAAGAGUAAUGUGGUCGUUGUAAAACUAGGGCUACUAUGGGGUUUGCAUGCACUAGAAAUCUACCAACAAUUCUGAUACCUUCUUAAAUUGAUGAUGACUUCACAGGGGUGAGGGGAGGUUCCUUCACUGUUUAACUCAUUAGUAUGUUUGUAAAUCUUCAAGGUCAAGGUGGGCUGAUUCUUGCCAGAUGUUGCUUCUACAAAGAAAAUUAUUCUUGAGUCUCGCUAGGUAAGUGAUACAAUUGGCAUAUUCAUCCUCCAGUGGCCAUACUACUUCAAUAAGUUGUGUGUAAGAAUCAGUCUGAACUUAUUGGGAUGUCUUGGCAGGAUGAUGUACAAUUUAUGUAGUUAAUAAAUUUAUAUAAUAUAAA